ACUAACCCAUACGAGGAUGGAUUGGAUGUAGAGAAACAAAAGAUAGGUCAACUUUUGCUAUUUAACACCCCAACCCCAGAAUCCAAACAUAGAAGAAGAAGAAGAAGAGGGAGGAAGGGAGGAAGAAAUAACGAAUUCACCUCCUCAUUUUCCAUCUUUAUAAUCCCAAAUGCCUUCAUCCCUCUUGCCUUCUCAUUUUCCAUCUCCUUGAAGAAAACCCAAACUCAAAACCCAAUCUUCAACUCUCCCUCUCCCUAUUUCGUUUCGUUUCAAAAAGAUGCGGCCUUGUAGUAGAGAAAUGCAAGGGAUGAACUCGCUCUUAAACCCAUCAUCACAAAUCCCUCUACAAGACCUUCAAAACCAGCAGAUCCAAAACUCUCACUUUGAUCCCAAUUCAUCAUCAAAUGAUGAUUUUCUUGAACAAAUGCUGUCUGCAAUCCCUUCUUGUUCAUGGGCUGACCCUAAGUCGCCUUGGGACCUUAACCCCCCGACAAACCUCCCUUUUCCCACAAAUAACAACUCCUCUUCAGCCAAACCCAGAGACUUGUUUAAUGAAACCCCACCAUCUAAUACUGACAAUAAUAAUGUUGGGUUUCAUGAUAACUUUGACGAGUCUGUAAUUUUGGCUUCUAAGCUGAGACAACACCAGAUCAGUGGUGGUAGUGGUGGUAGUGGUGCUGCGGCAGCCGCUAAAAUGAUGCUACAACAGCAGCUUCUGAUGGCUGCUGCUAGAGGCGGGCUCUCUCAAAACGAUGACAUUGAUGUCUCUCCUACUCAGGGAGGAGACGGUUCAAUGCAAGGAUUGUUUAAUGGGUUUCGUGCUGGAUCUAUGAACGGAACUGGCCGGGCAUCGAAUCAGUCCAUGCAACAUUUUAACCAUCCUCAGGGAGGAGCUAUGCAGUCACCGAAUUUGGGGGCUCAGGCGGCAGCCACCACAGCUGUGAUGAACCAACCUCAAGCAAGUGGCUCAAAUGGUGGUGCACCAGCUCAACCUAGACAAAGGGUUAGGGCUAGAAGAGGUCAAGCCACUGACCCACAUAGCAUCGCUGAAAGGUUACGAAGGGAGAGAAUUGCAGAAAGAAUGAAAGCUCUGCAAGAGUUAGUACCUAAUGCCAACAAGACAGACAAGGCUUCAAUGCUUGAUGAAAUCAUUGACUAUGUUAAAUUCCUCCAGCUCCAAGUCAAGGUCUUGAGCAUGAGCAGAUUGGGCGGUGCAGCUGCUGUUGCCCCCCUUGUUGCUGACAUGUCCUCUGAGGCUGGUGGUGACUGCAUCCAAGCCAAUGCCAAUGGUGGGUCCAUCGCACGUACCACUAACGGCAACCAAACGGCCUCAACUAACGACAGCAGCUUAACUGUGACGGAGCACCAGGUGGCGAAGUUGAUGGAAGAAGAUAUGGGCUCGGCCAUGCAGUAUUUACAAGGCAAAGGGCUUUGUCUCAUGCCCAUCUCACUUGCAACUGCCAUUUCAACGGCCACGUGUCACAACAGGACUUCUGGGAUCAUCAACAGUCACAACCCGUUACUCCAAUCCAACGGUGAAGGGCCAACCUCACCUAGUAUGUCUGUUUUGACCGUCCAGUCAGCGACAAUAGGUAACGGUGCCGGCGAUGGUGUUGCUAAAGAUGCUGCCUCCGUUUCGAAACCUUGAUUUUUAACAGCGUUGACUAACCUCGGGGAUUCUUACUACUAGAGUAAAAUAAUAAAAAAGUUGAGGGGGGGAAAGUCAAAGGAGAAAAGAGAUGGAGACUGUGACGUUGGAUUCAACUGCCGUUUCAAAGUCUACGAAAAUAGGGGUCUAAAGCAUGAGUGGUUGACACGACGCCGUAUUUGCGUAGACUUUGGGUAAGCUGACUUCAACUACACCACCAAGUACCAACAACAAGAACAAAGUAACAAGAUAGUCCAGAUCCCAAGAACAUCCUACUACUGUUGUUUAUGUUUUAAAAAAGGGGUUAGGUUUUGUUACGUUUUUCAUUUGCCACUUUAAUAUAUUUUUUUUAAUUUCAA
Messenger RNA from Populus nigra (black poplar), 2007 nucleotides. Its product is annotated as bHLH transcription factor RHL1-like. Lineage: Eukaryota; Viridiplantae; Streptophyta; Magnoliopsida; Malpighiales; Salicaceae. The record is from RefSeq and is a predicted model, not a curated record. Gene Ontology annotation, biological process: regulation of transcription by RNA polymerase II. Gene Ontology annotation, molecular function: DNA-binding transcription factor activity, RNA polymerase II-specific; protein dimerization activity; RNA polymerase II cis-regulatory region sequence-specific DNA binding. Bases 278 to 1648 code for a protein of 456 amino acids. The transcript has 7 exons. Gene Ontology annotation, cellular component: nucleus.